This is a messenger RNA of Labrus mixtus (cuckoo wrasse), 1975 nucleotides long. Its product is annotated as 5-hydroxytryptamine receptor 3A-like. Bases 58 to 1380 code for a protein of 440 amino acids. Gene Ontology annotation, molecular function: extracellular ligand-gated monoatomic ion channel activity; neurotransmitter receptor activity; transmembrane signaling receptor activity. Gene Ontology annotation, biological process: regulation of membrane potential; signal transduction; nervous system process. The record is from RefSeq and is a predicted model, not a curated record. The transcript is spliced from 11 exons. Lineage: Eukaryota; Metazoa; Chordata; Actinopteri; Labriformes; Labridae. Gene Ontology annotation, cellular component: neuron projection; membrane; synapse.
UUCCAGCAUCUCAGAAAAGACAAGAAGGCUCAUCGACUGUGCACACUUUCUACAAUCAUGAAGCUUUCAGGGUUCCUCUUUCUGCUCCUUUUUACAGGUGGAAACACUUACGUUUUUGUAGAGCCAGAAGAGCCUUUUAACCCAGAAGGGUGUAAUAAAACCAAUUGGGAUGUUAUACAGCAUCUGAACUUGACCAGAAACAAAGACAAGUUUGCAAUGACCCGGCCAGCCAAAAAUGGCCGAACAGCCACAGAAGUAACACUGGCUUUACUGCUCUAUGCCAUUCUGGAUGUGCAAGAAAAGGAACAGAAGUUUAUUUCUUAUGUUUGGAUUGACUUGUUGUGGAAAAAUGAUCUAAUUCACUGGGAACCUAGUGAAUUCUGCGGUAUCAAAACAUUGUUUAUUCCAGCACAACUAUUGUGGCAGCCUGAUAUUACUAUUGAAGAGAGGACAGAAAGAGAUAAGGCCACUGAUAGUCCUUAUAUCGGUGUUGGAUAUAAUGGGGAUAUCCUACUUAGGAACGACAUGGUACUGGUCACCACCUGCAAGAUGCAAAUUUACAAAUUUCCCUUUGACAUUCAAAGCUGCAACCUCUCCUUCAAGUCUAUCAUACACAGAGAGGAACAAAUCAUGCUUGUGGAAUAUGGUGACCAAAACAGCACCACAGAAUGGUCACAAGAUAUAAUGAGGACCCAAUCCGACUGGCUUUUCAUCAACAUUCAAUCCACCAACAAAUCUGCCAUCAAUUUCGAAAUCCCCCAAAGCAUGGUGGUUUACACUGUCAACAUGAAGAGGCGAUCUAUACUCUACGUUGUCAACUUCAUCCUGCCUGUUCUUCUGUUCUUGUGUCUGGAUUUGGCCUCUUUCAUGAUCUCAGACAGUGGGGGUGAGAAGCUCAGCUUCAAGGUCACUGUGCUGCUUGCUGUCACAGUGAUGCAGCUCAUUCUGAACGAAAUUCUGCCAUCCACUUCAGACAGGAUUCCACUUAUUGCGACUUACUGUACCGGGAUCUUUGGUUUGAUGAUGCUAAGCCUCCUGGAGACAAUUUUGGUGAUGUACCUCAUGGAGAAAGACUCUGCAUCCCAAGACAACAAUGCAGACAUGAAUACAUUUCUUCACUGUGAUGUUUCUCGUGAAAUGCCAUCAGAACUGCUUCUCAUGGCAAAACAGGCUAGUAGCAGCCAGCUGACAGAGGAAUCCCAGGACUUUGAAAAGGAGGUGAUGAAAUCAUUAGCAAUGCUCCUCAGCAGCAGGAAGGAAGAAGGAAAGACUGGCUACUGGACCAGAGUGACCCAAAUUAUCAACAAAGUUUUCUUCAUUUCCUAUGUCAUAACUGUCACAUUGUUUUUAACCUACAUGUAUUAUAGCUGGAAUAAUUAAGAACAAAUCUAGUGUUUGAUAAUAAAACCACUAACAACUUCAUCUUUGGUGAUCCAUCCUUUGUAAUAUGUGCCCUCAGUUGAAUACUAUACAAAAUAUUCUGUAUUCUGACUGCUGACAAAAAGGCAUGCACACAACAACACACAAACACAAUAUCAACAGUAAAUACACAGCACUCUAGCAUUCCGAUUGCUCAAAGCGCUUUCCGCACUGCAUGUCCAAUUCACACACUGAUGACAGAAACUGCUAUACAAAGUGCUUCUCAGUUAUCUAACUCCAUUUAUACAUAUUCACAUGCUACUGGUUACGCCACUAAGAGUAAUUUGUCGUCCGGCUUCGUGUAAAGUACACUCUGUCAUGUGAACUAAAGGACCUAGGAUCAACCUGUCUGCUCCAAGAUUGUGAAAUGACAAACUCUACCACAAAGUCAAAGCUGCCUGCUAAAUGUAUAGCCUUCAUACAGUACUGAUAAGUGUAGUAUGGCAGUAGUUAAAGAUAAUAGAUGUGUCGUGUCAUCCAUGCUGCAAUACAAUAGCAUAAAAAAAAAUGCUGAGCUCAAGACUGAAGUGCUAUUGUACACUGAGUUGACCAAUGU